Messenger RNA from Cavenderia fasciculata, 198 nucleotides. RefSeq lists its product as uncharacterized. Lineage: Eukaryota; Evosea; Eumycetozoa; Acytosteliales; Cavenderiaceae. The coding region runs from base 1 to 198 and encodes 65 amino acids. The record is from RefSeq and is a predicted model, not a curated record. The transcript is spliced from 2 exons.
AUGAUUGAUGUUACAGCAUGUGGAGCUGUUCAUUCCUCUUGGAUUCAUUGUUAUGGUCCCUCAUUGCGCAAGUCAUCACGUAAAUGGUUACACAGUGUUAAAGAAGAUCAUAUUGGUCAAAGUAUGUUAAAUCAUGCAUAUCAAUCUCACCAAACCUACAAGAAUUGCUCUAGAGCAGUUGGUGGUUGGCUAAUUUAA